GAUAGAUAGAUAGAUAGAUAGAUAGAUAGAUAGAUAGAUAGAUAGAUAGAUAGAUAGAUAGAUAGAUAGAUAGAUAGAUAGAUAGAUAGAUAACAAUGACACCAGAUGACCUGGGUGACAUUUAACCUGAGGUCUGCCAUGGGACCAAGCCGGACCUCCAGCACCAGCCCACUCAUCAGUCCUUUGGCUGAGUUGGACCUCCUGAACUCCUCUCGUCCUCCUGUCCCCCCUCCGGUGUCCUGCAGCAUUGACGAGUCCUACAAGUACGUCUUUCUGCCCGUCUGCUACUCCCUCACCUUCCUCUUCAGUCUGACCCUGAACUCUGUAGUUCUGGUGAGGUCCUGCCGGUCCAGUGGCAGUGGACGACGCUGGAACACGUCUCUGAUCUACAUGGUGAACUUGGCCUCCACAGAUCUGAUGUAUGGCUUAUCACUGCCCCUCCUGGUUGCCAGCUACGUCCUGAGGGACCGUUGGGUUUUUGGGGACUUCAUGUGUCGUCUGGUCCGGUUCCUCUUUUACUUCAACCUCUACUGCUCCAUCUUCUUCCUCACUUGCAUCUCCGUCCACAGGUAUCUGGGGAUCUGCCAUCCAAUGAGGACCAUCACUCUGGAGAGCAAGCGACUGGUGAAAGGGACCUGUGCCCUGGUGUGGGUGGUGGUCUUCAUACUCACCUGUCCCAUCUUCAGGUUUGCCCAAACGGGAUGGGUUAUGAGAGGAGGCACCGGACCUGCUGGAUCUGAUGCAGUGAGGUUCAGUGAGAACGGCACUGGGGACCAGUCCGAGGACUGGUAUGUGAACUGUUGGGAUGACGCCAUCGAUAAGGAGUUUGCUGAAUAUGUUCCAUAUGGCAUCGUCCUUCACCUGUUGGGCUUCUUUGUUCCAUUUGUCAUCAUUGCCUGGUGCUACUCUCAGGUGGUCCGGACCAUAUUCCAGAGCCUGCGCUCUCCGCCCAGCUCAAUAGAGGGUGUGGAGGAUGGUCCAGUUGGUGACGGAGCUGCAGACGGAGUCCGAGACCGGGAGAGGACUUCUGUCUCCAUCUCUGGAUCCCAAUACUCACACUACAUACGGCGUCGACGAAAAUCCAUCAAAACCAUUGUUACUAUCACUCUGCUGUUUGCUCUCUGCUUCCUGCCCUUCCAUGUGACUCGGACGUUGUUCCUGCUCCUGCGGCGAGGACAGCUAGGUGGCUGCAAUGCCAUGAAGACCGUCUCCAUCUGCUACAAGGUCACAAGGCCGCUGGCUUCCUGCAAUGCCUGGCUUAACGCUUUGCUGUACUUCUUGACUGGAGACAAAGGUCCCCCCUGCUGCUGGACAGCAGAACGAACUGUCCAUCAAGACAGGCGCAAUGGUUCCCUCUGGUGGCCACUGGCAAUCCUUAAGAAGGACGGAGCAGGAGAGGACGAUCAGGAAGUGGCCGAGAAGGUUGAGAGGGAACUCCACCUGGAGGACGAGUCCAAAUCUUCUAGGGUAAUCUUCUAGGACAUUUGAGAGACCUUUACUUUAGGAAAUGAACAUAAAACAUGUUGAUCAGAGCCUCCCAAAGAACUGUGAGUUUCCAACAAAAACACAAAGUCUGAACUCUGGAAAGACCACGCACACACGGUCUACUGCAGAUGUUUCUCUCAGUCGAUGCCAAAUGAGCAAAACUGUAAAUAUCAGUAGUAGAAUAAACCAGGUAACGUCUGAAGAGUUUAACGGACCAAACACUGGCACUGCCCCUCUAGACUGGACUGAAUGUCCCAAAGACUCAAAACAGGGUCACAAACCACAAACACCGAGUUCUGAAUCACUAAAGUCUAAAUGGUUCCUGUCAGAACAAAUACAUGAGACUUCAAUGACGGGUGGAAGCUGCAGCCUAUCGGAUCAUCUCC
Nothobranchius furzeri (turquoise killifish) is the source of this 1871-nucleotide messenger RNA. Its product is annotated as P2Y purinoceptor 3. Lineage: Eukaryota; Metazoa; Chordata; Actinopteri; Cyprinodontiformes; Nothobranchiidae. Gene Ontology annotation, molecular function: oxysterol binding; G protein-coupled receptor activity. The record is from RefSeq and is a predicted model, not a curated record. Gene Ontology annotation, biological process: G protein-coupled receptor signaling pathway. Gene Ontology annotation, cellular component: membrane.